AUGGCAGUAGCACGGGGCACUCCUUUAUGCAGAACUCGACACCAGAUGGAAGAGACCAAAAAUGAUGAUUUCUGUUGUUUGGAUCACUUCCUGCACUGUCGGUUUACCUGUAUUGUUAGGAAUAAACAGUCAUGCAGACGAUGUCAACUGAAACACCCAAGAAAUGGGCCUGGAUAUCGUUUCCUUCAUCUGAAUGAAAAUUUUAUCACGAAUGUGUUUGCAGCACUGCGAAUUCACAAAUGCUUUCUUCAUAAUCAUAUCAUCCUUGUUAUCAUUCUUUCUACCAUGUGCAACAAUUGUGGUACUUCAUACGGUAAUACUCUGUCGGUUACACCAACGACGGAGAGACAAGCAGUGGAAGUAUGGGAACCGUCAAUCAGUUCCGAGCGGUGAAACGCUCAUUUAACUGAGCAGUAUGAGAAGCAUUUUAAAUCGAAUCAAUUAUACUUCGAAUCCAGCGUUACCAUUCAGAUGCCUUCAGCAUUACUUUCACCAUCUCAGGACCGAAGUAUGAGAACCGUUACUCUGCCUAUCACUGAAUUGCAUUCAACCCAUAUUGCGGAGAAAUGUGAAGCAUUGCAGAAACGAGGAAAGCAAGAUAUGGGUUGA
This is a messenger RNA of Acanthocheilonema viteae, 609 nucleotides long. The record is from the annotation of a GenBank genome assembly. NCBI's taxonomy places the organism in Eukaryota, Metazoa, Nematoda, Chromadorea, Rhabditida, Onchocercidae.